GGUUUAUACCCACACAACACAACACAACACAACCAAACCACCACAGUUAAUUAUCCAUGGCUUCUCUCUUCUCCACCACUUAUGCUUCCCUUUCCUACGGUGGACGUGGACCCGCCGCCUCGAAACCACCGCGGCGCAUGGUGGUGGUAAGGGCGGAGGCCAUCAACCCGGACAUCCGUAAGACGGAGGAGAAAGUGGUGGAUUCGGUGCUUCUCCCCGAAAUCUCCAAGCCUGUCACUGCUUACUGCAGGUGUUGGAGGUCGGGGACGUUUCCUUUGUGUGACGGGGGCCAUUUGAAGCACAACAAGGCCACCGGAGAUAACGUUGGCCCGUUGCUCUUGAAGCAGAAGUGAUUUCCUCAACAUUAGUAAAUGGCAUCCUUUAAAUAGUUUUUUGUCUGUUUUGAGUUGGAACUCUUUUCUUGUUUGUGAGUUAAAAGCAAGAGAGUUUUUCCCAUUCUAUUGUUUCAUUGUCGAUUAUCUCAAAUUUGGGUAUUUUGUGUAAGAAAAACUCACGAGGACCUCACAUAUGCUUGCAUCAAUAUUUGGUGAAGUAAGGUUUAUUUUUCCAGUCUACA
Molecule: messenger RNA, 577 nt
Organism: Salvia splendens (bonfire salvia)
Lineage: Eukaryota; Viridiplantae; Streptophyta; Magnoliopsida; Lamiales; Lamiaceae
Product: CDGSH iron-sulfur domain-containing protein NEET
Exons: 2
Coding region: 57-353 (98 amino acids)
Biological process (GO): regulation of autophagy
Cellular component (GO): intracellular membrane-bounded organelle; mitochondrial outer membrane
Molecular function (GO): 2 iron, 2 sulfur cluster binding
Source: RefSeq, a predicted model, not a curated record